Molecule: messenger RNA, 1294 nt
Organism: Carassius carassius (crucian carp)
Lineage: Eukaryota; Metazoa; Chordata; Actinopteri; Cypriniformes; Cyprinidae
Gene: st3gal5
Product: ST3 beta-galactoside alpha-2,3-sialyltransferase 5
Exons: 6
Coding region: 44-1207 (387 amino acids)
Molecular function (GO): lactosylceramide alpha-2,3-sialyltransferase activity
Source: RefSeq, a predicted model, not a curated record
CUUUAAGUAAACAGCUUUCUGCUUUUAUGGUGCAGUCAACCACAUGCGGAAGCGUACACUUCUGGUUGAAGGCAGCAGACGUGAAGAGAAGAUUGAGUGCUCAGCUACCAUGUGGAGAGCCAUCAGACAGAGGCAGUGUCAACCCAGCAGAAGGCUGCUGAUUCCUCUUCUGAGCUUGGUGUUGAUUUCGCUGGCUUUUUUGAAACUGCCUGUCUUUCACUCGGACCCAAAGCCUGUGGAGGUGCCGGUGGACCCCGUCUAUAGAAAGCGUGUCCAGUCAUAUGUCCGAAACAUACUGGCCCAAGAAUGCAGACCUUUUUUUGCCCGGCAGAGAAUGGUGGCUGAACAUUACAGCUCCACACCAGUGCUAGAGCCCUUCUUGGACAAGAACACUGAUCUGAAUGAACAAAUAUUCCAAUAUCCCUUACCGUUUGGUUUCCUGGACAUGAAGAACUAUCUUCAGGAGAUCCUGGACCUCCUACCAGCAUCCUCUGAGGAGAGACGUGGAGCAAGGGACUGUCGUCGAUGUCUAGUGAUUGGAAAUGGAGGAAUACUGAAAGGACUAGGACUCGGACCUCUUUUUAACCAGUUUGAUACCAUCAUCAGAUUGAACAGCGGUCCUGUGCGAGGUUUCAGUGCAGACGUUGGGAACCGCACCUCCAUCAGGAUGAGUUAUCCUGAGGGCUCCCCGAAGGUCUGGGAAGACAUGGAUUCAGAUCUUCGAUUUGUGGCUGUGAUCUAUAAGUCUGUUGACUUCCACUGGCUUCGUGCCAUGAUUACCAAGACAUCCGUUUCGCUGUGGGACUGGAUGGUUUUCUGGCAGAAUGUCCCAGGGAGUCUCCCGCUCAAGGCCUCCCAGUACCGUCUGCUGAAUCCAGAGAUUAUUAGAGAGACAGCUUUGGAUCUGCUUCACUAUCCCAGUGUUAAAGAGCGUCUCUCGGACUGGGACCAGAAUGUCCCUACAUUAGGGGUGUCUGCGCUCAAUCUGGCAACAUACCUGUGUGAUGAGGUGAGUUUAGCAGGCUUUGGCUAUAACCUCAGCCAGAAGGAUGCUCCUCUGCAUUACUACGACCACAGACUCAUGUCAUCCAUGCUGAAGGAAGUUACACAUAAUGUUCAGACCGAGACGGCUUUCCUCAAGCGUCUGGUGACGUCUGGCAGUAUCACUGACCUCACGGGAGGAAUCCACUGCCCCUUCUGUUCAUGAUGAGGAACAGACUCUCUCAGUGGCACGUGUGAAGAAGACUUCACCAAAGUGAGGAAAUAACUGAACGCACUAUGAAUGAAGUAUUUC